Molecule: messenger RNA, 1312 nt
Organism: Orbicella faveolata
Lineage: Eukaryota; Metazoa; Cnidaria; Anthozoa; Scleractinia; Merulinidae
Biological process (GO): proteolysis
Molecular function (GO): metalloendopeptidase activity
Source: RefSeq, a predicted model, not a curated record
CCCAACGACGCAGCACCACAGUUUCUUUAGAAACUUACCCCCUCAUUUCAUAAUGACAUAAUCGCAACAUGACGACUAAUUACUUCUUUUUGUUAUUAGAAAUGAACUCUACCCUGGAUUGAAUCGGGAUUACUCUAUAUUGGACUUAGCAGACAGCAUUAAAACUCUCAACAAUAAUGGAACUUUCCAAUACAUGAUGGAUGCUAAUUCUCGUCGUCACUGGGGAGGAAUUUUUGAAGCUCCAACCUCAUACAGCUUCAUGGCAACAAAUGACAAGCAAACGAAAGUGAAUUUAAUAAGAAAAUUUAGCAAAUGGGAGUAUUCAUGGUGGAAGUCGUUAAACAAGCGAAUGCCUUGGUUCGACGCCAAAGGAACUCAUAACAAGGCUCUAUUGACUACUUCCAGCAGUCCCACCCACUACCCCUCGGGUUCUAUCAUAUGGGGUGGCACGGAUCGGCAUCCAGCGGACUGGAUCUGGGACGGUGGAAUGAGAGAUCCCGGAGUGAUCUGGUAUUGGGUGAACGAGGAUGACUGUGACGAGGAUAGAAAACCAGUGGAUGGCGGAUUAACCGAGUGGAGUGAAUGGGGAAGAUGCGAUCAGUUAUGUGAGCCUGGAAAACAGAGAAGGCACAAGACCUGCACCAACCCUAAACGGCGCUGUGGUGGGAAACAGUGCGAUCCCAGCGUGGACACAACAGUCGAAAAACCCUGCAUGUAUUGCCCUGAAAGUGGAAUACGAAGCUACGGCGACUUUUGUGUUGCCCCUAACAAUGCAGGCUGUUCUCCACCUGACGGCACCUAUCUCAUCUUCACCAAAAAAAGAGGCAGGGCUUGUAAUGCGACCGACAUGAUUUUCCUCUUUGACCAGGACGGCGUUAUCCAUCACAAGUGCAGCAAGAAAGUGAUCUGUCCCCAGGACAAUAAUCCUACUUACGGGAAGAAACUUAUGCUGAAGGACAAAUGCGAUCUGAGCAUUUCCAAGCACGUCAGAUUGGCAGAUGGUUCUUCAUUGAAGAAUUUGAAGCAUAACUUCUGCGUUCACCCAAAUGGAGGAUGGCCUGGUGAGGGUGUCAGCUUGUUGUACUGGCCGGAAUGUUCAGAGGACAGGUUGAGGCUUGACUUCUUUGAUCUCGAUCCCCCAACAGCUGCCUGAUCGUCAAGAAGGAGAAUGCGGGGUUAGAUGUUUAAGAAAAGAGUUAUAGCAGAUGUAUAACGAUAUAGGAUUUCGUGAAAAAUCGCAUUAAACUUGGAUGGAAAAAAAAUAAAAUAAAAAAGAAGUUAAUCUCAACAUUUUGCAUUUGAAUAUUUAUUU